AUGAAGUACUCUUUUGCUCUUGCGUUCUUGACCACGGUCGGCGCACAAUCUAUUAUUGACACACUGAGUUUUGGACAUGACUCAAGGUUUUCUCCAAGUGGAGAAAGUCUUCCGGGUUGGAGAAUCAAGGGCGAAGGCCACGAGCCGCAAAUACUGUCGGACAAACUUAUUCUAACACCCCCGUAUCCCGGACACACAAGAGGUUCCAUAUGGGCUGAAAAUAGUCUCUCUCUAUUAGAGUGGACCUCUGAGUUCCAGUUCAGAGCUAGUGGUGAGGAAAGAGGAAGCGGCAACCUCCAAUUAUGGUAUGUCAAAGACGGCGAGAGGAGUGUUGGUGCUUCAAGCAUCUACACAGUGGGCCAAUUCGAUGGAUUUGUCUUGACAGUCGACACCCACGGAGGCAGGGGUGGAAGCAUUCGUGGAUUUUUGAAUGAUGGCACAAUUGCCUACAACCAGCAUAGCAAUGUCGACAGCUUGGCCUUUGGCCACUGUGACUAUGCGUACCGCAACCUUGGACGUCCGUCCGUCAUAAAGAUCGAACAGUCCAGCUCGCUCUUUCAAGUCACAGUCGAUGAUAAGGUGUGCUUUCAAACCCCAAAAGUCAUCCUCCCGGCCGGCAAUCAGUUUGGUGUGACUGCUGCCACACCCGAUAAUCCAGACUCUUUUGAGCUUUUCAAAUUUGUCGUGACAUCGGGUGCUAAGGCUACUGCUCAAUUCACGGAACAAACCAUGCAGCAGCAGCAACAGAUACCGAUUGAGUCUCGCUCGACAAGCAACAAUAUCAACCUUGGUUCACUGGACGAUAUGAACGGACGUAUUCAACAAAUCAGUCAAGAAGUCUCUCAAAUCUCCCAGAGCAUAAAUCAACGUCACCAAGAGCUUCUCAACAGGAUAUCAACUGGUUCCGUUGUUUCGUCGUCAGAUUCUUCAUCGCAGAAUGAGGCUCGCUUGAACGCCAUGGAUGAACGUCUUCGCCGCAUCGAGACCAUGUUAUCGGAUCUACAACGCGACAGUGUAGGAAAAGACUACCGUAACGAGUUUACUCGACUCCACAAGGCCAUUGAAAAUUCCCACCAUAGCCUGACUGAAGCUUUGCAAACAUCAAUCUUCAAUAUGAUCACCGCCACCACACCACGCAUGGGUCUCUUCAUCUGCGUCGUGAUUGCCUUUCAACUCCUUCUCGCAGGUGCAUAUGUAUACUACAAGCGUCGACGCAAUGGCAUGCCAAAGAAGUUCCUGUAA
This is a messenger RNA of Talaromyces amestolkiae, 1242 nucleotides long. RefSeq lists its product as uncharacterized. NCBI's taxonomy places the organism in Eukaryota, Fungi, Ascomycota, Eurotiomycetes, Eurotiales, Trichocomaceae. Gene Ontology annotation, cellular component: COPII-coated ER to Golgi transport vesicle; Golgi membrane; endoplasmic reticulum membrane. The record is from RefSeq and is a predicted model, not a curated record. Gene Ontology annotation, molecular function: D-mannose binding. The transcript is spliced from 6 exons. Bases 1 to 1242 code for a protein of 413 amino acids. Gene Ontology annotation, biological process: endoplasmic reticulum to Golgi vesicle-mediated transport; Golgi organization; endoplasmic reticulum organization.